AAUUCGCUUCACUCGUCUGACUCUGGAAACGUACCACUCAUCAACAUCAACCGGUCAAGGCGUGCCUGGGAGCAGUGCCAGAGCAGGCCCGGGUGGCAGCAUAUUCUAAGCUCGGCGCAGGCGUCAGCGACUCAGUUGCGCCGCAGCUCGCAGACAUGGAAUGACCUCUGCGCGAAACACUGCGACAAUCCAACCACGUCGUCGCCGCGCAGGCCAUGCCGGACACGCGCUCGCCACCAGAAGGCGAGGAGAAGGAUGGGCCAUCCUCCGACCUCGUGUCACCGCGCACCUCGCACCAUGCUUCGAGGUCUUCCACGCCCGGAACCUCACAUCUGGAUGGCUCUCCGCGCUAUCUCGACUUCAUGCCCAACCCGCCAAGCCCUGGCCCUCCAUCGCAACCCAACAUGGCCGACGAAGCGGCACCACCGUGGGAGCCCAACUCGCCGCCCACCACAUCCGGACAAAUAACCACCCAACAGGCGACUUCGCAACAGGCUCUGCCUUCCACAAUGCAUCGACCCCAGCUUCCGCGAGACACUGUAGUCAGGUCGACUGCUCCUUCGACGAAUGGCUUCGAAGAUGUGGCGUGCCUGUCCGAGAUCACUCACCUGCUGCGUCUGCAGAAAUAUCACAAACGCCGCUGCCUCCACGCCCAGGAGGAGCUGCACAGACUCCAGAUUGCAACUGCCAAAGCUGCCAGGCUCCGUCUAACCGCCCAUUCAGUGCAGCGAACACUCGCCGAGUGUAUCAGGGCCGAGGACAAAUCCAGCUUUGCGAAUUUAUUGCACGCCUUCCAGCAUGUUUGUGAGGAUGCGGCCAAAACUUCACAUCCACCCGUCCCAGGAGCGAACCAGAGUCCGGUGGCAGCCAAGCCAUUUGAGUCGUUCCUCAACGACAUCUCCAGCGCCUCUCGGAACGUAGUGCUUGACCUUUUAGCGAAGCUAAGAUAUGAUGGUCAUUUUCUAGCAGAACGCAUAUCGGCACUAACGCCGAAAGAGCUCAACGCGCUACUUCCUGAGCGCGUUGUUUCGAGAUCUAGCGACUCCGUCUUUGCAUCCUCAACCCGGACUUCGCGGAACUCCAGGCCACUAGGAUUCGCCGUGGACGCCCAGGUGGAUGUGCUCAACGCCUACGCAUAUGGAAGUCCGCUGGAGGCACUAAUUUUCGGCCCCGGAUUGCCACUGCUUGACGACCAGGCGGAUCGCAGACGGACAACAGAGGUAUGGGCCACAGUAUGCGCCAAGGUCAUUACAGAACAGAAACCCGGCAGUGAGAGACUUGUUCCAGCACUCUUGGAUAUCUGGUCCAACUUCGAGCCAUGGCUGGGAAAGGACCGGCUCGAGACGUGGAUGCUUCAGACUCUCCAGCGUGGUGCAUUUGUUUUGGAACAGCCGACUAAGCAGACCUUUCGCGCCCGCGUUGAAGGCCGGCCAGAUGUCUCUGCCCAAGACGAGGCUCGCAUUGAAGCUUUUUACGCCGAGGCCACGGAUUCCCUCCUUGCGCUCUUUGGUGACCAGCACUCGCCGAGUGUGAUUCCGCCAGGUGCUCUUUCUUUCUGCCAAGCUGUCUCCCAGAAACUUCGAGACUCCCCACAGCAGCGUGGUUUUCCAUCGUUUAUCCUGACUAGAUGGCUCUUCAACUCAUUCAUCAUGGACGUAAUCAAUCUGCCAGAGGCUCAUAUGAUGACGACCGAUCAUUACACAUCUGAUCUAUCUCGCCAACGCAUACUUCGAGAAAUCGCUGUUAGAGCACAGAAAGCAGUCUUUGAUGUUGCAUACUACUUCAAGCAUGGCAAUCCGAUCAUGCCGGAGACCGCAAACCGCGUCAACUCUAUUAUGGCCCGGAUCUCUGGUCCACCGUCUCGUCCUUCUAUCCGCAAGGCUCAGCCAGUUCCUGAACCGUCACCAUUUCUUGUUCUAUCGCUACGAGAUGUCACAACCAUUCUCUCGGCCCUAUAUCCGCGGCGGAGACCAAUCUCCAUUUCCUCCGAUAGCGACAUUUCCAAGUCUGGCCUGCAGUCUUCAGCAUCUUCAGUGUCUGGUUUCUCAUUGUUCCGUAACACGAGGACACCUGACCAAUAUACCGCUGAUCCCUUCAAUCCAUUCCUAAAGUACGGCGAGACCGCGAAUGCGAAUGUCAGUGACGUUUCAUUGGUAGACGAUGAUCCAAACGAGAUUCAGGUGAAAGAUGCCUGCAUCGAGCUCGAAGAUCUGGCCACUCGCAGGACCGGGGCCAUUAAGGAAUCUUGGGACGUCGUGGCUGUCGAGACCAGAUCCCAGUCACUGUGCAGCAUGCGUGAGAAGUGCUCCGAGAUCCGGCUUGCACAGCGCAAUUACUUCCUGUCGACAAACCAAUCCGUGACGCUUCUUGAUUCUCUUGGCGAUCAACAUCGAGAAGUCGCUCAUCAGCUGAAGCCAUUGCUGCACUUGUACGGCCACCUUGAUUCCUCCGAGCCACUGGAGAAUGGUGCAACGUAUUCCUCGCAAACAUGGACAAAGCUUGAGCGUCUGUUUGAAAACGCAGUACGGGAUUGUCAGACCGCCGGAGACUACGCGGAAGCACAGCGAUGGUUUCAACGCUUGCACGACGUGCAUGCCGCUAUUCUCGCUGGCGACAGUGCGGUCGUGCUACAACGCAUCUUACACGCCCUGCAGGGCAGCGCGCAACGCUCGAUCAGCGAAUGGGCUGAACUUGAGACGGUUUGCGAACGCUGGGUGGCCACCCUACAGCCAGGCUCGUCCAUGCACAGCAUGUAUCUGAAGCCAAUCAUUCAACAGAAUGAGGCACUGCGCGACAAGAUGUGGUACGUCGCGGAUGUUCGCACUUCGGCUGCCUACGAAGAAGCCCGUCUUGUAGCGAGUGCCUUGCGAAUAAUGGGAAAGCCUAGCAAGACGCCCAAGACGAAGACGUCCCAGCCUUUGCGACACUGGCCGACGUCCAGAUACUCCAUCGGCAGUCUGCACAUCAAGUCGGAAGCUCAGAUCUUGGACAUCCUAUCCGCUCGAUCGGAAUACUGCGGGCCUAACAAGCUGAGUGACGACCAGGCACGGGCCACCUUGCAGUGGAUGCAGCGCGAGAAUAUCGACAACCUUUGCCGCGGUGAAGAGCGUUUGCAUAAGCUAUUUCUCGAGAUCCGCAAGUGUGUUGACCUUGUAAGCAACAACUCGCCCUCCGACAACUCCCUACUGUGGUCAAACACGUUGUUCGCUCGCGACACCUCACUGCGAACGCGAGAUUCGCCCCCAAGAAGAUCGCACUUCCUGCCAAACUUGUACGGGAACACUCUCUCCUCGGACUAUCUCUCGUUGAGUUCACAGCUUCGAAGCAAUGAUUGCCUUUCGAACACGUCCCACACGUUGUCGAACUCCAGCUCGCGUGACUACUUGGAUGCCCGAAGUCCGACUCUGACGAAUCGGUCGUCUGUGCCAUUCUGGUCUCCGGCCAUGUCAGAAGUUGAUUCGCCAUCUAGUGCCACUAGUGUCGCAUCUUCUCAGACGCAGUGGGCUCCCGAUGUCGCUCCAACUCCUGAGCCUAGCAACAGCCUGUCCGCCGAUUCGCAGGCUCUCGAGAAGCUUCGACAACGUGUGACUGGUCUCAUGCUUAGCGACUUGACCUCGACACUGUUCAAUGAUGGCAGUGAGACUGAUCACGCGUUUUGGACUGGAUUGGGCCUCGAGCUUGCUGAGAGAUAUUUCCGGAGCAUCCAAACCUGGCACUCAAGUGCAGGCUCGCAGACACCGACAGCAGACUCGGAAAUUCCAGCAAAGCCGACUAUGAUGCGCUUCGAUUUCGACAAUGCUUUCGAGAAUUUGAUGCUGAAGUUUGUCGCCAGUAGUAACCCUACGACAAAGCUGAAAUGCCUCUACGAUAUCGAUCGCCUACUGGGCCCUUACAUGAAGGAACAGCGCAGCAACAUGUCACCUGCGGCGUCGUUCGUGAAGGGCGUACAAGACCUGAAGCUGCACACGGGCGCCGACGAUAUGAUUGAGACGAGUAUCGCCGGCUUCCGUGAUCUAUUCGCCAAGAGCUCUUUGCGUCCCAAGACCAUCUUCAGGGACAUGCAAAGCAUAGCUUCGUUACUGCCUGCUGCCGUUCUGCACAACACGCCAGAAGGCAAGGCUUUCGCGAACGCUGCCGUUGCUAUCACGCGUCUCAAGACCGAGGUGCGAACGAUCAUGGUCGAGACAGCAGACAGCAUCAUUGCCUACCACUCCAACAAUCGUGGUCACGGACGCAGCUCCUCCAUCGCACAGCAAGAGCGCGACUCCGCUACGUUCGCGGCACCGAGCCCACCGGCCGAAGACGUCGCUCGCUAUACUAUGGCAGAUGCCGCACACCUCUUGCAAAUCACAGCCAAAGAAGGCCACAUCGUCGCACAGCGUGAACUGGGAACACUAUACCUCACUCACCCUGAACUCAUGGACCGUAUCAUCGCACCAUUUACGCGCCCAAAAGAUGUCUUCAAAGAAGAACUCGAAGCCCGAUGGAAAAAGAACCAAGACCCUCAUCGUCUGGACCCACUUAUUAUGUGUGUUGCUCAUCAUUGGAUGACGCUGUCUAGCAAGGCGAAUGAUUCGCUUGCGAAGGAGACUUUGAAACAGUUGGAGGAUAUGUGAAGAACUUUUUGUUUUUGAAGAAUUUGUGGGUAUGGUUUAUGGGCGUAAUUUGUCAUAAGGAUCUGUUUUUUGAUCAUUGUUGUUGCGUUAGAGCGUGGUGUUGGUGGGCGGAGGGUUUUGCAGGUUUUCUAUUAACAUUUUUAUGUACAGGUAGAUGAUACCCAAGCACGAUGGCCUAUUGAAGGACCACGUGAGUUUGAUAUGAGAGGAUUAGUUGAUUGAGGUGAAUUGGGAAUAGAAUGG
This is a messenger RNA of Cercospora beticola, 4859 nucleotides long. RefSeq lists its product as uncharacterized. The record is from RefSeq and is a predicted model, not a curated record. NCBI's taxonomy places the organism in Eukaryota, Fungi, Ascomycota, Dothideomycetes, Mycosphaerellales, Mycosphaerellaceae.